Messenger RNA from Panicum virgatum (switchgrass), 1271 nucleotides. Its product is annotated as deSI-like protein At4g17486. Bases 360 to 1094 code for a protein of 244 amino acids. Gene Ontology annotation, biological process: protein deubiquitination. Lineage: Eukaryota; Viridiplantae; Streptophyta; Magnoliopsida; Poales; Poaceae. The record is from RefSeq and is a predicted model, not a curated record. Gene Ontology annotation, molecular function: deubiquitinase activity. The transcript has 2 exons.
UCCAGAUUUCAGGCCGUCCAUGGCCUCUCUCUCCCAACCGCACGCUGCCAAUUAACUAAGCGCAUCACGGACGAGGCUCCUCUAGUGCUCUACCCGUCAUCGGAUCCCAGCAGAACGCGCAGGAGAAGGCGACGCUGCUCCUGCAGCUCCUCCUAGUAUGGGGGCGCGGCGCGGCGCCCCAAUCACCCAAGGCGGGUGCGGGGGCGGGUGCGCGGCGUGAGUGGCGCGACCCCGCCCACUGUCUCGCCAGCCAGCUGCCAGCCCGCGCAGCGCCAGCCGCGCACAAGCUAGUAUAGCUAGUACUACUAGUCGUGAUUGGUGAAAUUCUCGUCGUGCGAGCGUGCGUGUCGGCGGGGUUGAUGGGCUCCUCGGCCGGCAACACCCCGACGGCGCGGCCCCCGCGGCAGGCGCGCUGCGGCGGCGGCGCGGGCGAGGCGUCGCCGUCGACGCCCGUCUUCCUCAACGUCUACGACGUCACCCCCGCCAACGGCUACGCGCGCUGGCUCGGCCUCGGCGUCUACCACUCCGGCGUCCAAGUCCAUGGGGUGGAGUACGCGUACGGCGCGCACGACGGCGCCAGCAGCGGGAUCUUCGAGGUGGUGCCGCGGCAGUGCCCCGGGUACGCGUUCCGGGAGUCGGUGCUGGUGGGCGCGACGGAGCUCACCCGCGCGGAGGUGCGCGCGCUCAUGGCGGAGCUCGCCGCCGACUUCCCGGGGGACGCCUACAACCUGGUGUCCCGCAACUGCAACCACUUCUGCGACGCCGCGUGCCGCCGCCUCGUCGCCCGCGCCCGCAUCCCGCGCUGGGUCAACCGCCUCGCCAAGAUCGGGGUCGCCUUCACCUGCGUCAUCCCGGGCAACGGCCGCGCCGUGCGCCGCAAGGGCGACCGCCCCUCCGCCGCCGCCAUCCGCAGCCGCUCCGCGCGGCAGGAGCCCGCCCCCGCGCCGCCGCGGCCGAGGGCGUUCUUCCGGUCCCUCUCCGUCGGCGGGCGCAGGAACCUGGCCGCGCCCCUGCCGCUGCCCGCCUCCCCGCCGGCCUCGCCCCCGCCGCCGCCGCCCGCCUCGACAUCAACGUCGUCGGAGUCCACCACGUAGCCGGCCGGCCCCAUUCCUCCGGUUUUUUUCCUUUUAUUACAAUUUUACCCGAUUUGUUUACUAGUAGUAUAUACUAGACUAAACAACUCUGUGCAUAUUUACCCCUCCCUGGUUUCGAUUUCAACCUCUGAUAGUGCGUGCCAAUAGUAAAGCGGAAAUUACCGCGGUCAAUUAGCC